GCGUCGGGGGCGGGGCCAGAGUCCUGCGAGUCGCGGGAGCGCCCCGGUCUUACGGGGGCCUGCGGUGCUAUGAUCCGGAACGGGCACGGGGAGGCCGGCGCUGCCGGGCGGAGGGUCCCGGCGGGCCAGCGCGCCGUGCGGGUGUGGUGCGACGGCUGCUAUGACAUGGUGCAUUACGGUCACUCGAAUCAGCUGCGCCAGGCACGGGCCAUGGGGGACUACCUCAUCGUGGGUGUGCAUACCGAUGAGGAGAUUGCCAAGCAUAAGGGCCCCCCCGUGUUUACCCAGGAGGAGAGGUACAAGAUGGUACAGGCCAUCAAGUGGGUGGAUGAAGUGGUGCCCGCCGCUCCCUACGUCACCACCCUGGAGACACUGGACAAGUUCAACUGUGACUUCUGUGUUCACGGCAAUGACAUCACGUUGACAGUGGAUGGCCGAGAUACCUAUGAGGAAGUGAAGCAGGCUGGGAGGUACAGAGAGUGCAAACGCACGCAGGGUGUGUCCACCACAGACCUCGUGGGCCGCAUGCUGCUGGUGACCAAGGCCCACCACAGCAGUCAGGAGAUGUCCUCCGAGUACCGGGAAUAUGCUGACAGCUUUGGCAAGCCCCCUCACCCGACACCUGCCGGGGACACACUUUCCUCAGAAGUCUCCUCCCAGUGCCCUGGGGGGCAGAGUCCCUGGACAGGGGUGUCCCAGUUUCUGCAGACAUCCCAGAAGAUCAUCCAGUUUGCUUCUGGGAAGGAACCCCAGCCUGGGGAGACAGUCAUCUACGUGGCCGGUGCCUUUGACCUGUUCCACAUCGGGCACGUGGACUUCCUGGAGGAGGUGCACAAGCUGGCCAGGAGGCCCUACAUCAUUGCCGGCCUGCACUUCGACCAGGAAGUAAACCGAUACAAGGGUAAGAACUACCCCAUCAUGAACCUGCAUGAGCGGACUCUGAGCGUGCUGGCCUGCCGGUAUGUUUCAGAAGUGGUGAUUGGGGCACCGUACUCGGUCACAGCGGAGCUCCUGAGUCACUUCAAGGUGGACCUAGUAUGUCAUGGGAAGACAGAAAUUGUGCCAGACAGGGAUGGCUCUGACCCCUACCAGGAGCCCAAGAGAAGAGGAAUCUUCCGUCAGAUCGACAGUGGCAGCGACCUCACCACAGACCUGAUUGUGCAGAGGAUCAUCAAGAACAGGUUGGAGUACGAAGCACGGAAUCAGAAGAAGGAAGCCAAGGAAUUGGCCUUUCUGGAGGCCAUGAGGCAGCAGGAGGCACAGCCUGCAGGGGAGACUGACUGACUUCUGACCUGGAGGCUGUCACUCACGCCCUUGCUCUGUGCCCAUCUCUUCUCUCCCUACCCUGCUCUGCUUCUGUGUCUUGGUGUCAGCUCACACAAUCCCAAAGGAAGCUGGCCCUGCUGGAGGGUGCUGUUCUGCUGCCUGUGAGGCCCCCACUGCCCAUCUUGCCACAGGCUCAGUCCUUUGCACUGAGCUGCCCAGAGAGGGUGGCCAGCACAGUGAAGCAGCCCAGCGGACAGGAGACUGGAGGACUGCUGUGUGUCCUUAGCGUCCACAGUCCUGACUGCCACUGCCCCAGUCUUGGCUGGGGACGCCCCUCCUGCCUGACUGGAAGCUGCAAUCUGCGGGCCCAGCUUUGGUGAGAGAUACUGAGGGGGAUGACUUUGGGGACUUCUUGUCCUGGGUCACCCUGCAAGUGGGCACCCUCUACUUUGGGGCAUGUUCUAGCACCCCAUUCCUGAUUCCCAGAAGAUGUACUUCCCUGACGGCUGGGCCAGCUUGACUGUUCUCUGCACAGACUCCGUGGUCCUCAUUUUGUACCUCAGUGGCCCAUGUAAAUCUCUUUGGCUCCGCUGAAUAAAGCCUAGCGGGGAAGUGCCCUGCAGGCAUAUGGCCCCAGGAA
Arvicola amphibius (Eurasian water vole) is the source of this 1906-nucleotide messenger RNA. RefSeq names its product phosphate cytidylyltransferase 2, ethanolamine (gene Pcyt2). The record is from RefSeq and is a predicted model, not a curated record. Gene Ontology annotation, cellular component: cytoplasm. Gene Ontology annotation, molecular function: ethanolamine-phosphate cytidylyltransferase activity. Bases 70 to 1284 code for a protein of 404 amino acids. Gene Ontology annotation, biological process: phosphatidylethanolamine biosynthetic process. NCBI's taxonomy places the organism in Eukaryota, Metazoa, Chordata, Mammalia, Rodentia, Cricetidae. The transcript has 14 exons.